AGACCUCUGUGGGGAGAGGAGGGGCCCUCACUCCACUUUGGGUGUGAUCUCAGCAACAUGAAGUCUCUCCUGAUGCUCCUGGCAGUGGCAGCUAUCACCAUAGGGCAAGCCCAAGCUCUCCAAUGUCACAUCUGUGAAAGCGCUGACAAUUGCAAGGAAGCACGCUACUGUCCUGGUCCUUCUCAGUUCUGCAAAACAACCAUCAACUUCCAGCGAUUGUCAGGGAACCUUGUGAAGAAGGAAUGUGCUAACUACUGUGUUGCACAGAAUAGCGAUGCGGGUCAGACCCAACCCCAGGUCCGGUGCUGUACAACAGACCUGUGCAAUGCUGGAAUUGAGAACUCAGCUCCUGUCCACACGCUCCUCAGCCUUGCUGUCCUGGCCCUCAGCCUUACCCUGGCCCUGGUCUCUAUCCUCUACUGACCCAGACUGUAACCUAUGGGACCCUUAGCCAGGCCACAACCCACUCCCCACCCCAAGCCUGUCCUGGAAGGUUCUGAACCUUCUCUCCACACAACUCCAGCCCAGCUCCAUGUCCCUCCUCAAUCCAUUAACUUUCUCUCCAAACUCUUCUUAGUCUCCCAGGAUAAGGGGAACAUAAGGAAGGGGGUCUCCUUCUGCUCCCAGGGGUCCAGGAGGUCAGUUCUGCUCCUUACUUCCUUCAGAAUAUAAACAUCUCAACUGGCCACUCAGAGAGUCACCCUCACUAGGCACUCCUGCCAGAUCCAUCCAGGGACUCAGAGAUCCUGGCCCCAUUAAUCAGGAUCACUUCUCAGCAGACCCUUGGAUUUCCCCUGGGGGUGGGGAGGAAGAAAGGGGAGGAGGGAAGAUCACCGCAUGGUGUAGUGGACAUUUUGAAAGUCUGAAUCCUGAUUCUGUCAUUUACUGGUUGUACGAUCCUGGGUAAGUUACUUCAAUGGGUCUCAGUUCCCUCAUCUGUACAAUGAAAGGAGCAGACUCAAACAAUCUUUAGGGUUCCCUCCAGCUCCAAAAUCCUGUGUUCUCUAAGAGGUAUUGGGAUGAGCAGGAGGACAGAGAUGGGGAGAUCAUUUCAAUCCCACCAACUUUCAUAUUGUUUCUGUUAGCUCAGAUUUUUAUUUUCUACUCAAUAAUAACAAAUGACUGAAAAGAA
Messenger RNA from Vombatus ursinus (common wombat), 1132 nucleotides. RefSeq names its product lymphocyte antigen 6 family member D (gene LY6D). Gene Ontology annotation, biological process: lymphocyte differentiation. Lineage: Eukaryota; Metazoa; Chordata; Mammalia; Diprotodontia; Vombatidae. Bases 58 to 423 code for a protein of 121 amino acids. Gene Ontology annotation, cellular component: cell surface. The record is from RefSeq and is a predicted model, not a curated record. The transcript has 3 exons.